AUGAGACCUUGGCCUUCUUUGAAGGAGUAUUCACCAACGCCUUCUAGUGGGAAUAAUGAGGUUGAAGAAGAAUCGCUUAAUCAUCAACAAGUGUCUGAGGAGUCAAGUGUUGAUUUCCCUAGCAAGUGGAAUGAUUCAAGUGAUGAAGAUGGAAAUGAUGUCCAAGAGAUUGAUUCAAGUGAGUUUGUUCCAAAGACCAAGUGUCUUGAAGAGUACACAUUCAAGUGUGUAGAAGACAUCAAAUUGAAGUUGAAGAUUUGA
Messenger RNA from Oldenlandia corymbosa var. corymbosa, 261 nucleotides. Lineage: Eukaryota; Viridiplantae; Streptophyta; Magnoliopsida; Gentianales; Rubiaceae. The record is from the annotation of a GenBank genome assembly.